Molecule: messenger RNA, 1525 nt
Organism: Leguminivora glycinivorella
Lineage: Eukaryota; Metazoa; Arthropoda; Insecta; Lepidoptera; Tortricidae
Gene: Gorab
Product: RAB6-interacting golgin
Exons: 4
Coding region: 159-1154 (331 amino acids)
Biological process (GO): non-motile cilium assembly
Source: RefSeq, a predicted model, not a curated record
GUCAUCUUUUUGCCAGCAAAACAUCGUUGGUUCAUGUCGUAUAGCUUAAAAUUAAUUUUCGUAUUUAAAACUAACAAUGAACUUUAUUUAAUAACUAAUAUCACUAGCUCAAAGUAAGACAGAAUUUAAAUAUUCGAGUAGACGAUCGUCACAGUACAAUGUCGUCUACAUUUACUGGAUUCAGUGAAGAAGAUUUGAAGAGGAUCAAAUCCGUGGACACGGAGUCAAACAUCGAAUCAAAAGUCACAACCAACAUCAAAAAGGCCCAAAUAGGUGCAAAGCACAAAAGAACGAAUAAUCAAUACAAAUUGCCUUUACAAAAACAAAGUUCCGAUGAAGCAAUAGAUGUUAUGUUUGAUAAAUGCCGGCUGAGUAUAAAAAACAAACCAAUCACAGAGUACAACAACAAUGACUCAAGCGAUUUAGACAAUAUUAGCACAAGUACCAUUGAUUUGAACAAUGAAGAUGAUGCAUCUGGUGGAGAAGCUAAUGACAAUGAAAAAGAUUCUGAAACUGUAAUGGAAAAUCAUAUAGAUAGUAGGAAAAGCAGUACGGGUGUUACACCGGAUCUGGUGCGGAGUGUGGAUAACUACACGGAGGAUGAGUUGGCGUCGCACGGUGCCAAGUUGGAGGAAUUGCAACUGAAGCAGAAGAUUAUGGAGGAGCAGAAUAAGAAGCGGAAGGAAAUGCUGGCUAAAGCUUUGGCCGACAGGACCAAACAAACGGCAGAAGAAGUAGUAAGACUGGAAAAGAUAAAGAAAGAACUUCAAGUGCUAGACGGACAGUUUUCACAGGAUGUGUCUGUGUUGAGGAAGAAGAUUGACCAGGCGUGUUUGAGUUAUGCAGAGGCAGAAAAACACUACCUAAAAAUAGAAAAGGAGUUCCUCCAAGCGAAAAUCAACCUACAAAAAGAAAAAGAGAAGAAGGAAUUACUGACAGAACACCUCUGUGCACUCAUCACCCACAACGAAACCAGAAAAGCACAGAAACUUGAGACUUUGAUGCUAGAGCUUGCCAGUGACCGGAAAGGGUCCUUGAUUGACCGGAAAGAGUCUGUAAGUGACCUGAACCUCUCACAGACUCCGGAAGACGAUGACAGUGCGAUCAUAGUGGAUGGUGUGUGUGAGAAAACUGGCAAGAUGGUAGAACUUUGAGACAACGAAUUUUCAAACUUAAGUUCACAUUUAUGUGGUCGCCUUUAGCAGCAUAAGAGAUAGUUUUAUUUUAUUUUAUAGGUACAAGUAUUUAUUGCAUUUAAAUUUAAGCAGUACUCAAUGUGGUGCCUUAAUAUAGUUAAAAAACGAAUUGGUCAGUGUACACUAAAAUAUUCACUUUAAGUGAUAAUUUUAAGCUUAAUAUUAAGGAGAUUAAAAUUACUAAUUGUCUAAACAUGACAAUUGUAUUAAUAUACCUAAAAGCAAUACAUAUGCAUAUUGAUACGAUUAAUAGAAUUUAAUAAUAUAUUUUUGUAUGUAAUUGUUAAAAAUAACCAAUAAGGUAUCAAAAUAAAACAACAAUACUCAAA